AUGUCAACCAGAGCGCUCAAGAGGGCCAAAGAGCACAUAUACUUCAUCGAGGCACCUGCAGGGACCACUCGGGCGGGCAUCGAUGAGAACAAGGUUGCGUCGUCACUCGCAGUCCGCCCGUCUGGCGUACUGUGCCUGAACCCUGCGGACGUGAUCUUCCUGCCCCUUUGA
Messenger RNA from Trametes versicolor FP-101664 SS1, 171 nucleotides. RefSeq lists its product as uncharacterized. The record is from RefSeq and is a predicted model, not a curated record. The coding region runs from base 1 to 171 and encodes 56 amino acids. The transcript is spliced from 3 exons. NCBI's taxonomy places the organism in Eukaryota, Fungi, Basidiomycota, Agaricomycetes, Polyporales, Polyporaceae.